UUCAACCAUACUAAAAUCUCAAUGGCAGACAUUUCACCUCAUGUGAAAAGGACCCUUUCCAUACUCUAACAUUACCUCUCUUCUCUCCUUCUGUUGUUUUCUCUCUUCACAACCCCUCUCUUUUUAUAUAGAAAAAGGUUGCAUUUUUAUUUUAGCAUGCAUUCUUCUCUUGCUUGUUUGUUGGGAUUUUGAAACUCAAAGAUCGGAUCGAUAGUCAUCUCAUUUUGGCGACCCUACACAUGAUAUCUCUCUCUUUCUCUAUGUUUUUCUAAAUGGUUUAACAUGGACCUUUUGAAGACGCACAGGGAGAGUGACUGAUCUCUGAAAACACAUAGCUUUCUUAGCAAAAUCAAAGUUGUUGGAAGGAAGGGUAAAUGUCUUCUUCCAACUCUCCAUGUGCGGCAUGCAAGUUCUUAAGGAGAAAAUGCACACAAGAAUGUGUUUUCGCACCAUAUUUUCCACCGGACCAGCCUCAAAAAUUUGCAAGUGUCCAUAAGGUAUUUGGUGCUAGUAAUGUUGCUAAACUUUUGAAUGAGCUCAAUGCUGCACAACGUGAAGAUGCUGUUAAUUCACUUGCCUAUGAAGCUGAAGAACGGCUUCGUGAUCCUGUUUAUGGCUGUGUUGGGCUAAUUUCAAUUCUUCAACAUAGACUGAAGCAACUCCAGAAUGACCUUUAUUGUGCUAAGAAAGAACUAGCUAAUUAUAUAGGGCCUCAAGCAAUGCUACCUAUGGUGAUGCAGACACAACAUAUGGGCAAUCCUUCUUCUUCAACUGUGAUGCAACAUAGUGUGAUGCCAAUGAUGGGUAUUCCUUCUGUUGGACAAAUGGGGAUGCGUGCAGAGGCUCAUCAACAUCAAAACCAUCAUGUCCAUCCACAGCAACUCUACGAGGCUCAACAGUUGGCUGCUGUGGUGGCUGCAAGAGAGCAGGAGAUAUUAAGGGCUUAUGAGCAACAGCACCAUCAGCAAGAAAUUGUGAGAUUUAACGGUGGUCUUGAGCCAGCUAAUUCAGUUGCUGCUACUGGGUAUCAUCAGAUCAAUCCAUCUGCUGCUGCUGCUGCUAUGCCACCCUCUUUGGCUCUAGGAACUUUUGACAACACUUUUCAGAUUCAAACACAAGGAGAGCCCCAUCCCAAUCAGCUUCAGGCACAGGUUUUGCUUCAGCCACAACAAAUCCAACAGCAUCCAAAAUCUGAAAGCGAGGAAGGUAGGAGUGGUGGUCCUUCUUGUUGAUGUUUUGGCGACACUGUGUAUCUUUCUUGCUAGUUUCUUAUGGCGAUUUUCCAAUCUAGCUAGGUAGCUCUUAUAUAAAUGCCGGACACAAGUGGAUAGAAAGAAAUACAUAGAGAGAGGGAGGGGGGAGUUUGACAUCUAAAAUCUAAAGGCAGUAUUUUUUCAUGUAAAAUUUUUGGCCCCUGGAGAAGAAGACUUUCUGGAGAGACGCAUCUUGGAAUGAAGGAUCUGUCUUGGUUUUCGAGUACAGCUUUCGUUGAUCUGGCGUUUGGACUUAAAUUAAUGCAGAGAACGUUUAUGUAAAUCUGAAGCAUGGGAAGCCUUCUUUGAAGCUUUUGUUUAUUGCCCGUCCUUUAUAUUUUUAUUUUCGCUAUCCCAGUCGUUUUUUAUUGUUAGAAUCUCAUGUUUCUAGUUCUCCUUUAGCAUGCCCACUAUUAGAUCUUUA
Populus euphratica (Euphrates poplar) is the source of this 1677-nucleotide messenger RNA. RefSeq names its product LOB domain-containing protein 36. The coding region runs from base 375 to 1232 and encodes 285 amino acids. The transcript is spliced from 4 exons. The record is from RefSeq and is a predicted model, not a curated record. Lineage: Eukaryota; Viridiplantae; Streptophyta; Magnoliopsida; Malpighiales; Salicaceae.